This is a messenger RNA of Parnassius apollo (apollo), 1587 nucleotides long. NCBI's taxonomy places the organism in Eukaryota, Metazoa, Arthropoda, Insecta, Lepidoptera, Papilionidae. The record is from the annotation of a GenBank genome assembly.
AUGAGUCAUUGUACCAAACAACAUAACAGAACCAAACAUACAACCCAAGUUGGUGGUGAAGAGAUUUCACGCCAUACAUUGAAUAUAAAAUGGAAAAUCAAUAUAGAAAGCUCAUUCAUGUCGCAGCAGCCGCCAGAUCAACAGGGUCCGAGUAGAAGUGGAAUAAUAUUUCCCGGAUACAAAUACCUGGGACCCGGAAAUCCAUUAAAUCGAGGAGUACCAGUGAACGCAUUGGACGCAGCAGCAAAAAAACACGACGAAAAAUACCACAAGAUUACAGAAUAUUACAAGAAAACAAAAAAUAGGAAAAAAUUUGAACAAGAUAUUCAGGAAGCGGAUCUUGAAUUUGUAGAAGAAGUAGCCACAUUUGCUUCGGAUACGACAGUCGACAGAGUAGCACAGUGGUUAGCAUACGAAGGAAUAGAAGCAAAACACAUAUUAGAAAAAUAUACAGGAAUAAUAUAUCCACUGAUUGCAGGAGCAUCAGAAGCAGAAAGUGGAAACAUGGAAGUACCGGCAAACGUGAGUUCAGUGAUUGGAAACGGAGUACAAAAUCACAAUAAUAUACAUAAAUUUCAAUUCAAAAAGAAAUUUACAUUUGCUAUACCAUCAACAAAGGCAAGUUACACGAAAUCGGCCACUGAACUAGUAUACAACACGUAUAUACACAGUCUACCGUGGCAAAAAAUAUACUUUUAUAUAACAGAAAAAGAAUACGAUGACAUGACACAAGUGUUUCAUACAUCAAAGGUUACUCAGGUGGGAAUAAAAAUCACAAACCUAGGAAACAGAACUCCGUUCCUAACUUCGACAUCAUCAGUAAACUAUGCAAAAGUAAAUUCACAAACAACAAUCGGAAUAUGGGAAAACAUGGAAUGCCUAGCACCAGUAAAGAUGGGCACAAACAUUAUGGCUGAAACACUAUAUGGAAAAACUUUGGAAGGCUACGGAGCGGGAGCAGAUCAAGCCCCCGAUCACAGUACGGCUCAAGCAAAAUUGAUAGACAACAAAAUAGCAUACAGAUUCAAUUUAAACUCUGUAAAUAAACACUUUUUACUACCACCUUUAAUAAUGGAAUCUACGAUAUUAUUCAAUGCGACAGACUCUAUAGGACCGAUAUUUGAAAAAACAUACAAACCCCAAGACGGAACAUUUCACAUAGACAACGACGGAUUCGAAAACGCAGAUUACAUAAUUCGAAUCGAGCCAAUGUCGAUUCUAUUACACACGGGAAACGCAGGAGUAAGAAGCGUAUCAUGUGUAAAAACAAACACAAAGAAAUAUGAAGAAGCGACAGUGGACAAUCUAACAAUAGGAAGACUGUACACGAACGCUCAAAAAGAUUUCAUGGGAAGCAUAGGAGUGGGAAUAAUACCGUUAUUAAACAAAGACGGGAGUCUAGAAGAUGCAAUAUUAAACAUAAUGGUAGAAACAAACAUAGAAAUUGAAUGCAUAUCUCACGGAACAAACUUGCUGAUGGGAAAAUACAACAAGGCACAACCAAAUACGCUAUUCUCUGGCUUAGCUAUAGACAAGUACAAAUGGAAUAACAAAUAUACACUAGCCGGAGCACCAGCAGUAGAGUAG